AUGAACGCCAGCACCGAAUCGGGCUUCUUUCGGGAAACCUUCAUCAUGAAGUACAGCCCCAAGGUCUCUCGCCGCGCAUCAACAUCUUCCCUGGCCUGCGACGUCAUGGACGUCGAGGCCUCCUCCCACAACCUCCACGUCCCUUCUUCCUCGAGUCCCUCGUUCCUGCCCUGCACGCCGCUCUCUCGGCUCUCGCAGAACGAGUUCCUCACGGGCGUCUUCCACUUCAAGCUACGUAGCCCGUCCCAGAUCCCUAGCAAGGACGACCACUCCACGCCCGUGCCCGAAGCGCUCGAGUCGGCGUAG
This is a messenger RNA of Acanthamoeba castellanii str. Neff, 306 nucleotides long. RefSeq lists its product as uncharacterized. Bases 1 to 306 code for a protein of 101 amino acids. The transcript has 2 exons. Lineage: Eukaryota; Discosea; Longamoebia; Acanthamoebidae. The record is from RefSeq and is a predicted model, not a curated record.